AGAAGGGGCCAGUAGAUCUGGGUUUUGUCCAGGGGUCUCUGGGUUUAAAUCUCUCUCCGACCACUUGAGCUCAUUUUCCCUGUGACUUGGCUGGGUACAACUUCUUUCCCUGCCCAAGCUGCUAAAAAAUCUACAACUUUACCCUUCGGAAUUCUUUCAGUUGUGGGACAGAUACAACCCAUCCCUGAGCAAACAUGGAAGCUAUCAAGAAAAAGAUGCAGAUGUUGAAGUUGGACAAGGAGAAUGCCAUCGACAGAGCAGAGCAGGCUGAAACGGAUAAGAAGGCAGCUGAGGACAAAUGCAAACAGGUAGAGGAUGAGCUGAUGGCCCUGCAGAAGAAAUUGAAGGGGACUGAAGAUGAGCUGGAUAAGUACUCGGAAGCUCUCAAAGAUGCCCAGGAGAAGCUGGAGCAGGCUGAGAAGAAGGCCACUGAUGCUGAAGGGGAGGUGGCAGCUCUGAACAGACGAAUCCAGCUCGUGGAAGAGGAGCUGGAUCGUGCUCAGGAGCGACUGGCCACAGCCCUGCAGAAGCUGGAGGAGGCUGAGAAAGCAGCAGAUGAGAGUGAGAGAGGAAUGAAGGUUAUUGAGAACAGAGCAAUGAAAGAUGAGGAGAAAAUGGAGAUUCAGGAGAUGCAGCUGAAGGAGGCGAAGCACAUCGCGGAGGAAGCCGACCGCAAGUACGAAGAGGUUGCCCGAAAACUGGUGAUUUUGGAGGGUGAGCUGGAGAGAGCUGAGGAGCGUGCAGAGGUGUCUGAAGUUAAAUGCAGCGACCUUGAAGAGGAGCUGAAGAAUGUCACCAACAACCUGAAGUCUUUGGAAGCUCAAUCUGAAAAGUACUCGGAAAAAGAAGAUAAAUACGAAGAAGAAAUCAAGAUUCUCUCUGACAAGCUGAAAGAAGCUGAAACUCGUGCUGAAUUUGCAGAGAGAACAGUUGCCAAACUGGAAAAGUCCAUUGAUGACCUGGAAGACGAGCUGUACGCCCAGAAGCUGAAGUACAAGGCGAUCAGUGAGGAGCUGGAUCACGCCCUCAAUGACAUGACCUCCCUGUGAGCUGCGG
Messenger RNA from Chaetura pelagica (chimney swift), 1056 nucleotides. RefSeq names its product tropomyosin 4 (gene TPM4). Gene Ontology annotation, molecular function: actin filament binding. The record is from RefSeq and is a predicted model, not a curated record. Gene Ontology annotation, cellular component: actin filament. Bases 195 to 1049 code for a protein of 284 amino acids. NCBI's taxonomy places the organism in Eukaryota, Metazoa, Chordata, Aves, Apodiformes, Apodidae. Gene Ontology annotation, biological process: actin filament organization; muscle contraction. The transcript is spliced from 9 exons.